GACAGUGUUUAUUAUGAAGAGAAGUGAAAAUAUCUAAGAAAUUACAAUAAGCACGGUCCACAUUAUGUUCUCUGUAAACUGAAGUCCAAUCCUGGAGCGCCAAACAAUUGUUAAGGGUACUAAUCAUGUCCUCAGUAAUUUUUCGUUUAAAGAUUUUUAUCAUAGUGUCUUUCGUUUUCUUAAGAUUACAGUCAUACAAAGUAAAAACAGGUAAGUGGUCAGUGAUAUCACAUAUUAAUAGGCCACUGAUGAUUUGAUUUCCCAUAAUAUUAGUAAAAAUGUUGUCAAUGAUUGUGGCACUAUGUGACGUUAUUCUGCUCGGUUUCGUUAUAGUUGGGUACAGAGACAAGCUAUACAUUGUGUCAGUGAAGUCAUCAACGUUUUUUAGUUUGGUUGGAUUUAACAAAUCAAUGUUAAAGUCACCACAGAUAAAUAUGUUCUUUUGGUUCACAGUAGAAAACAGUUUACCCAUCCACUCAUUGAAAGAUUCUACGCUUGAACCAGGUGCCCGGUAUACACAACUCAUGAAGAUAUUUGUCUUUUUAUCAUUAUGAAUUUCCACUGUUAUGCAUUCAAAUAACCCAUCAACAGCUAAGGUCAUAUCAGUUGAAACAUUAAAUUUAACAGAUUUAUGAAGGUACAAAGCAACCCCCCCUCCUAUUUUGUUUAUUCUAUUUGUAUAUUUUAAUUCAUAGCCAUCAAGACAGAAAUCAAUACCUUUAUCAUCGUUAAACCAGGUUUCAGUAAUUGGAAUAAUGCUAAAUGGAUGAGAAAUGUUCCAAGUAAUCUUUGAUAGCCUCAAAAUUAGUGUACAUGCUUCGACUAUUAAAAUGUAUUAUUGACAGGUUAUCUUCUGUUUUUACACUGUUUUCAUAUUGUUCAUGGGUAAAAUAGUUGCAGUUUUUAACAAUCGAAGAGAGAAAAUUAUUGUCAGGGUCUAUCUCAGUAUCGGUCUCUGUUGUGGUGUGCUCUUUAUACUCACACGUUCCCAGUUCCAUUUGUUGAUGUUGUAUGAUGUUCUGUAACAUGUCUAUAUCAAUCCUUGGUGUAGUCUGUGACCUUGGUAUGUUAAGCAUUUUGAUGAUGUGAGUCACAAGCUACUUUGAUACCAGGUGCAGCAUCAAUGUCAAUACUUCUCAAGAUCUUCUAUCCUCUUCACCACUAAGACUUUUGCUUCCUCCGGUGUCCCAUUUAGUUUGAUGAAGAUCUUACAAUUAGUUACCCAGGUUUGUUGAAUCUUGCCUUGUUUUCUAAGUUGUCGUGCAAUCCUUGCGAUGUCAGCAUUUUUCUUUGUCAAGUGUUCAUUUAUGAAAACAUUUGUGCCUUUCAGUUUGCGUCCUUGCUUCAGAAGUGCUAUUUUCUUUUUCCGAUUGGUAAACCUCAUAAUGACCGCUGGUGGUCUCCCGUUCUUCGUGGGCAGUGGGUGACACGCCUCGAUGUACUCCAGGUCCGUCUCUAUCCCCCUGCUCUGGAGGUAGGAAGCAACCUGUUGUUCCACUGACUGAUCUCCUGGUCGCUGAGCUCCCCGUUGUCCGCGGCCACCGCACUCGCAUAAGAGCGCGGCCUGAUCUUGAUGCCGGUGAUGACCACAUCAUUCACGCGGGAGUAUUGCUCCAGCUCGACGCUCGAGAUCCUCAAUGCGCUGGUCUUUUUCCGAGUUCCGGAGGCGUAGUUGUUUCACCUCCUCCAGUAGCCCCAGGAGCUGCUCCUGCUGCGCUCUAACCGCAGUCACAUCGCCGCACAGGGAGUGGAGAGAGAGCUUUAUCUCCUCGAACUCCUCCGGUGUCGGGCCUUUCCUCGAUGGGGGCAUUCUGGUGAUUUAUACGCCAAAGUAUCCAGAGACCUGAUGAAGCUGAAAGAGGAGAGUCAAGAACCGAAGGAAAUUGAAGUGACAAUUCAGACUGACAAAGAUCAGGAUUUCAUAAUUGGGGGGAAAUAUUUUAGUUGCUCAAAGACAAAAAAGACACCAUUUAAAGCAAAAACUAGACGCCAUUUAAUCUGCCAGCAGUGUGGAACAGGCUUCACUCAAAGAGGAAACCUUAAUGUUCACAUGAGAAUUCACAAUGGAGAGAAGCCUUUCACUUGCCAACAGUGUGGAAUAAGUUUCACUCAAAGAGGAAACCUGAAUGUCCACAUGCGGAUUCACACCGGAGGGGAAUCUUUCACCUGUAAUCACUGUGGAAAGAGCUUCAUACGAAAAGGAACUCUUAAGACUCACAUGAGAAGUCACUCUGGAGAGAAGCCAUUUAAAUGUGAUCAGUGUAGAAAGAGUUUUCGAUAUAAAGACGACCUCAAUAAACACAGGAGGAUUCACUUCAGAAAGAACGGUUUUAAAUGUCAUCAGUGUGGACGGAGUUUCACAGACAGCAGUCACCUUAAGAAUCAUGUAACAACUCACUUCGGAGAGAAGCGUUUCAUGAGUCUUCAUUGUGGAAAGGAUUGCAAAAACAACGCGAACCUCGAGGUUCACGUAAGAAUUCACACUGGAGAGAAACCUUUUGUCUGCCCUCAGUGUGGAAGGAGUUUCUCGUUUAGAGGAAACCUAAAGAUUCACAUAAGAGUUCACACUGGAGAGAAACCUUAUUCCUGUCCGCAGUGUCCAAACCAUUUUGUGUAUAAAAGAGACCUGAAACGUCAUUUGCAAACAAUGGUCUGUGCAUCGCAAGAAGUUUAGCAGAAGGAGCAAUUUAAAAAAAAACUUGUGUAUUCUCUCUGGAGGUGUGAAGGGUAUUCAAUUAACUCUUGCCUUUGGGACUGACAAAUCAAAUUUAAUUUAACAAAUAUUUCAUUGAAAAGGGUUCCACACAGAAAGUGCUAAUUUCAAAGAAAGAUGGGUGUUUUUCUGAUAAAUCUGUCAAGAUGUUGGCAUAUACUCAUUAAUGCUGGGCACUAUACGGUGUGUAUAUGUGUGUGUGUGUGUGUGUGUGUGUGUGUGUGUGUGAUUUUCAUGAUCAUUGGGCUUUCCAUUUGUCUCUGUUGUAUAUUAUUAAUAAACUUAAUAUGUCAAUUAAAAAA
Molecule: messenger RNA, 3015 nt
Organism: Carassius auratus (goldfish)
Lineage: Eukaryota; Metazoa; Chordata; Actinopteri; Cypriniformes; Cyprinidae
Product: gastrula zinc finger protein XlCGF7.1-like
Exons: 2
Coding region: 1847-2674 (275 amino acids)
Source: RefSeq, a predicted model, not a curated record